CCUGGUUGGUGAAUGUCCAUAACCUAUCACAGUACUUUUCAGCAAAUAAAGGAACUAAAAGUGAGCGCCGGAAUAAGGGAGGUUACAAGUUUCUUUGGGCUAUUUUGAAGCUUCUUGUGCAACAGUUUCCCUUUUGCCCUUGAAAGAGCAGCACCAAGGGCUGACAAGAUGGGAGACAAGAAACAUAAUGUCAAAGUGCCUCUUGUUGAAGAAACAAAGGUGAACGUGCUUUAUGAAACUGAAACAUCUCUCCAGCUGGAUGCCAAAGCUGACUACCCUUACACAGGUUCAAACUCCAUCUACUCAGCAAUUCUCAACAGAAAUGAGGCUGUCAAAGAUGCCAAGCGUCUUAAGACCUUUCUGGAGCUGCGAGACAAAUAUGUGAAGAAGAAGGUUCUGUUUGAAGACCCUCUGUUCCCUGCAAAUGACUCCUCACUUUUCUACAGUAGGAAACCUUCAAUGAAGAUUGACUGGAAACGUCCUUCGGAAAUUUGUGAAAACCCCCAGUUCAUCAUAGAUGGUGCCAACAGAACAGACAUCUGUCAGGGAGAAUUGGGUGACUGCUGGCUGCUGGCUGCCAUCGUUUGUCUCACGCUGAGUGAGAAGCUGCUGUACAGAGUGAUUCCCCCGGAUCAGAGCUUCACUGAAAACUAUGCUGGCAUAUUCCACUUCCAGUUCUGGCGUUAUGGCGAAUGGAUUGAUGUGGUUGUGGACGACCGCAUUCCCACCUGCAACAAUCAGCUGGUUUUCACUAAAUCUUUCAGGGACAACGAGUUCUGGAGCGCUCUUUUGGAAAAAGCUUAUGCCAAGUUGCAUGGGUCUUAUGAAGCACUGAAAGGAGGGAACACUUUGGAAGCCAUGGAGGAUUUCACAGGUGGAGUUACUGAGUACUUUGAGUUGUCUGAGGCACCCAAAGAGCUCUACAAGAUCAUGAAGAAGGCGCUCGAGAGAGGCUCACUGAUGGGCUGCUCCAUAGAUGUUUCUUCAGCCAGUGAACUAGAAACUAGGACUGACCAGGGACUGGUCAGGGGUCAUGCCUAUUCCAUCAUAAGCCUGGAGGAGUGUGAUGAGGUCUCAAAGGACACAAGAAUUCGCCUGAUUCGUUUGCGCAAUCCCUGGGGUUUCGUGCUCUGGAAGGGAGCCUGGAGUGCAAAUUCAAAGGAGUGGUCAACCAUUUCCAUCGCAGACAGAGAAAACCUGAAAAAGCAGACCAUAGAGGGAAGUGAGUUCUGGAUGUCCUUUGAUGAUUUCACAAAGAAUUUCACCAAGCUGGAGAUGUGCAACCUGACCCCCGACACGCUGCAGGGGGAUGAAAGGCACAGCUGGACGGUGUCGGUCCAUGAGGGUCGCUGGGUGAGAGGAAGCUCUGCUGGUGGCUGUAGGAACUUCCCAGACACGUUCUGGACAAACCCUCAGUAUCGGCUGCAGCUGUAUGAGGAGGAUGACGACCCAGAGGACGAUGAAGUGGCCUGCACUCUUGUUGUGGCACUGAUGCAGAAAGGUAGAAGGAUGCAGCGCCAUCAAGGGGCUAUGUUUCUCACCAUCGGCUUUUCCAUCUAUAAGGUGCCGAAGGAGAUGUGUGGGCAGAAUCAACAUCUCCAGAAGGACUUUUUCCUCUAUACAGCCUCCAAGGCAAAGUGCAAGACCUACAUUAACCUGCGGGAGGUAACGGAGCGCUAUCGUCUGCCUCCUGGAGAGUACGUCGUCAUCCCCACAACCUUUAAACCCCACGAAGAAGGAGAGUUCAUCCUCAGGGUCUUCUCGGAGAAGCAGAGCACAUCAGAGGAAGCAGAGAACACAAUUGGAUCAGAUCAAACACAGCAAGACAAGAAAAAGAAAGAAAAGCCCAUUGUAUUUGUGUCAGACCGAGCACGUGCCAACAAAGAAAUCGGCCACGAUAUGAUUCAGGGGGAGAAGAGAAAGAAACCAAAGCAAAAACUUCUCCAACCUGAGGAGACUGAGGAGGAAAAGCAAUUCAGGGUCAUUUACCAACAGAUUGCUGGUGAGGACAUGCAGAUUUGUGCCAACGAACUCAAGACCAUUAUGAAAAAUGUGCUUUCUAAACAUAGUGACAUAAAGACAGAAGGUUUCAGCCUCGAGACGUGUCGGAGUAUGAUCGCAUUAAUGGACACUGAUGGGACGGGAAAGCUGAAUCUGCAGGAGUUCAAACACUUGUGGAAAAAGAUCAAGGAGUGGCAGCUCAUCUUCAAACGAUACGACAAAGACAAAAACUGCUCCAUCAGCAGUUUUGAGAUGAGAAAUGCUGUUAAUGAUGCAGGGUUUCACCUCAACAAACAGUUGUAUGACAUCAUAGCUAUACGCUAUGCAGAUGAACACCUGAACAUUGACUUUGAUAGUUACAUCUGCUGUUUUGUGAGGCUAGAAGGCAUGUUCAGAGCAUUUAAUGCUUUUGACAAAGAUGGAGAUGGAAUAAUCAAGCUCAAUGUGCUAGAGUGGCUUCAGCUGACCAUGUACUCAUAAAUCACGUUCUCAUCACUUGGAGCCUCGUGUGACACCAACUGUAUCACGACAUAACUCAUCAUUGCUCCAAUUUCAUUCAGCUUCAUAUUUAAUGGUCAACUUCACU
This is a messenger RNA of Archocentrus centrarchus (flier cichlid), 2587 nucleotides long. RefSeq names its product calpain 3b (gene capn3b). Gene Ontology annotation, biological process: proteolysis; negative regulation of apoptotic process. Gene Ontology annotation, cellular component: cytoplasm. The coding region runs from base 169 to 2481 and encodes 770 amino acids. The record is from RefSeq and is a predicted model, not a curated record. Lineage: Eukaryota; Metazoa; Chordata; Actinopteri; Cichliformes; Cichlidae. Gene Ontology annotation, molecular function: calcium ion binding; calcium-dependent cysteine-type endopeptidase activity. The transcript is spliced from 23 exons.